UCUCAAACAUGCCCUUCUAUCUCAUGCCUCAUGCCCCUUCUGCCUCAUGCCCCUUCUGAAGCACCUCCUCCCCACUUGCAGUCUCCUGACUUAGGCUGCCUUCAAGGUUCAACUCGAGUGCUGCCUCCUCCAAGAAGCCUUCUUGGAAACUCACACCCUCCCAGCCCAGUACCUUUGUCCAGUGGUGCCUUCAGCAAGCCCAGGAGCUCAGAGCCCAACAGCUGACCUUCCAGUCAUGAGCAGGACAUGGACGGCCCUCCUGCUAUUCCUGGCUUCAUCUCUUGGCUUCAACUUGGACACAGAGAAGGUGACAACCUUCCGUGUGGACAGUGCUGGGUUUGGACACAGCGUAGUCCAGUAUGCCAACUCCUGGGUGGUGGUUGGAGCCCCCAAGGAGAUAAAAGCUGACAACCAAACAGGUGGACUCUAUAAGUGUGAAUACAGCAGGGGCACAUGUAAGCCCAUCCACCUGCAGGUCCCUCCGGAGGCUGUGAAUAUGUCCUUAGGCCUGUCCCUGGCAAUCACCACCAAGCCCUCCAAGUUGCUGGCCUGUGGCCCCACUGUACAUCAUGCAUGCAGAGAGAACAUAUAUUUGAAUGGGCUCUGCUUCCUGUUGGUCUCCCCCUCUGAGCAGGGCCAAAGGCUCCCAGCUGCUUUGCAGGAAUGCCCAAGGCAGAAUCAGGAUAUCGUGUUCCUGAUUGAUGGCUCAGGCAGCAUCUCCAACACAAAUUUUGCCACAAUGAUAAGAUUCGUGAAGGCUGUGAUGAGCCAGUUCCAGAGACCCAACACCCAGUUCUCUCUGAUGCAGUUCUCCAGCAAAUUCUUGGUACACUUCAAUUUCAACAAAUUCAUCUCCAGUUCAGACCCUCUAACACUGUUGGAUUCUGUACACCAGCUGAAAGGGUACACUCACACGGCCACAGCCAUCCAAAAGGUCAUAAACAUACUGUUCACCACCCAAAGUGGGGCCCGCAAGGAUGCCACCAAGAUCCUGAUUGUCAUCACUGAUGGGCAGAAGCAAGGGGACUACCUGGAUUAUAAGGAUGUCAUUCCCAUGGCUGAGGCGGCAGGCAUCAUCCGUUAUGCAAUUGGGGUUGGAGAGGCUUUUCAAAUGAUUAAUUCCUGGAAAGAAUUAAAUGACAUUGCAUCGAGGCCUGCUCAUGAAUACAUAUUUAAAGUGGAGAACUUUGAUGCUUUGAAGGAUAUUCAAAACCAGCUCCAGGAGAAGAUCUUUGCCAUUGAAGGUACAGAGACCAUAAGCAGUAGCUCUUUCGAAAUGGAAAUGUCCCAGGAGGGCUUCAGCGCUGUGUUCACACCUGAUGGACCAGUUCUGGGGACUGUGGGGAGCUUUAGCUGGUCUGGAGGUGCCUUCCUGUACCCGCCACAUAUGAACCCCACCUUCAUCAACAUGUCUCAGGAGAAUGUGGACAUGAGGGACUCUUACCUGGGUUACUCCAGUGAGCUGGCCCUUUGGAAAGGGGUGCACAGCCUUAUCUUGGGGGCCCCUCGCCACCAGCACACUGGGAAGGUUGUCAUCUUCACCCAGAUAUCCAGGCAAUGGAGGCCAAAGGCUGAAGUCACAGGGACCCAGGUCGGCUCCUAUUUUGGGGCCUCCCUCUGCUCUGUGGAUGUGGACAGCGAUGGCAGCACCGAUGUGGUCCUAAUUGGGGCCCCCCAUUACUACGAGCAGACCCGAGGAGGAGGGCAGGUGUCCGUGUGCCCCAUGCCCAGGGGGAGGAGCAGAUGGCAGUGUGCGAUCAUUCUCCGUGGAGAGCGGGGCCAUCCCUGGGGUCGCUUUGGAGCAGCUCUGACAGUGCUGGGAGAUGUUAAUGGGGACUAUCUGACAGAUGUGGCCGUUGGGGCCCCUGGAGAGGAGGAGAACCAGGGUGCUGUUUACUUAUUUCAUGGAACCUCAGGACUGGACAUCAGUCCCUCCCACAGCCAGAGAAUUGCAGGCUCUCAGUUCUCCUCCACACUCCAGUAUUUUGGGCAGUCACUGAGUGGGGGUCAGGACCUCACUAUGGAUGGACUGGUGGACCUGGCUGUAGGGUCCCAGGGACAAGUGCUGCUGCUCAGGACCAGACCUGUUCUCAGAGUGUGGGUGACCAUACACUUCACACCUGCAGAGAUCACCAGGUCUGUGUUUGAGUGUCACGAGCAGGACUCCUCUGUCCAGGAACUGGGUGAUGCUACUAUCUGUCUUGAUAUUUAUGGAACUCCCAAGGACCAACAAAAUAACCUCCAAAGCUCUGUGACCAUUGACUUAGCCCUUGACCCCGGUCACUUGAGUCCCCGUGCUGUCUUCAAAGAGACAAAUACCAGGACCCUUACUAGAGUCAAAGACCUUGGACUGAACAAGUACUGUGAACCUAUGAAGUUGCUCCUUCCGUCCUGUGUGGAGGACUCAUUGACUCCCAUCAUCUUGCGUCUCAACUUCUCUCUGGAGGGCAAGCCCAUCCCUUCCUUCAGAGACCUCCGGCCUAUUCUGGCUGCAGAUGCUCAGACAUACUUCACAGCUUCGCUCCCCUUUGAGAAGAACUGUGGGGCUGACCACAUCUGCCAGGAUGACCUUGGCAUCACCUUUGACUUCUCAGGCAUGAAGACCUUGGUGGUGGGAAGUAACCUGGAGCUGAACGCAGAAGUAACAGUGUCAAAUGACGGUGAAGAUUCCUAUGGAACCACAGUCACCUUCUUCUACCCAACAGGGCUGUCCUAUCGACGUGUGUCAGGGGGCCAGCUGAAGCUGCGCCCUGUGCACUGGACAUGUGACAGCACCCCAGCAGGGAGCCAGGGUACCUGGAGAACCAGCUGCAGCAUCCACCACCUCAUCUUCCGCGGGGGCACUAAGAUCACCUUCUUGGCUACCUUUGAUGUCUCCCCCAAAGCUGUGCUGGGAGACAGGCUGCUUCUGACAGCCAAUGUGAGCAGUGAGAAUAACUCCCCCAGGACCAGCAAGACCACCUUCCAGCUGGAGCUCCCGGUGAAGUAUGCUGUCUACCCUGUGAUCAGCAGCCACGACCAAUCCACCAAGUACCUCAACUUCUCAGCUUCAGAGGAGAAGGGAGGCAGUGUGGCCAAGCACAGAUACCAGGUGAAUAACCUGGGACAAAGGGACCUGCCUGUCAGCAUUGACUUCUGCGUGCCUGUGAAUCUGAAUGGAGUGGCUGUGUGGACAGAGGUGGAGGUCUCUCCCCUUCAGAACCCAUCCAUUCAGUGCUCUUCGGAGAGACUAGUUCCCACAGAGUCUGACUUCCUGACUCAUAUUCAUAAGAAUCCUGUGCUGGACUGUUCCAUUGCUGGCUGCCUGAGGUUCCGCUGUGACAUCCCCUCCUUCGGCAUCCAGGAGGAGCUUGACUUCAUCCUGAAGGGCAACCUCAGCUUUGGCUGGGUCAGCCAGACAUUGCAGAAGAAGCUGUCGGUCAUGAGUGUGGCUGAAAUCACAUUUGACAGAUCUGUGUAUGCCCAGCUUCCAGGACAGGAGGCAUUUUUGAGAGCCCAGAUGAAGACAGUGCUGGAGAAGAAUGAGGUCUAUGACCCUAUCCCCCUCAUUGUGGGCAGCUGUGUGGGAGGUCUGCUGCUACUGGCUCUCAUCACUGCCACAUUGUAUAAGGUUGGCUUCUUCAAACGUCAAUAUAAGGAAAUGAUGGAGGAAGCAAAUGGACAGCUUGUCCCAGAAAAUGGAACAUUAGACCCCCAAGAUGCUCAGUGAAAAAUGACUUCCUGUUCUCCUUUGGAACUAUUCUCCCCGAUAGGUUUUCUAGUUCCUCUUACUCUCACCUGUGUUGGGCCUAAGGGGAAAGAACAUUCCACACGAAGGAGGCUGGGAUCAGGCUGCUUUCACUUUUUGGGAAAAUGCAAUAUGUCUACCCAGAGUGUCUUGUCUGGGAAGUUUUAUUCAUCUUGUCAAGGCUCCAGCUGGAAACCCUGAGGACUGGGUCUCUGUCAUGAUCUAGAGGGCUUGGAAUUUCUACCCAGAAACCCAUGGACUAUAGUCUCAGGUUCCAGUCUCCCUCCCUCCGCUAGCCACCAGUGAUCUUUCUAAAAUACAGAACUAAAUGAGUCACUCAUUCUCAUCCAUCGUCAGUGGCUCCCGUUACUUUUAGGAUAAUGUCUGAACUCUCAUUUUGGUGUUAGACAUCCCAUUCCAUUUCUAGAAGGUGGGCUUCAUAGCACACAGCAUGAGAUGCUCUGUGUCUCCUUGUCAUCCCCAUUCUUAGUAAAUUACUGUCAUGUCAGUUCCUAGCUUUGUUUUGGGAAUUUCAGUCCAGAUUUCUCAAACUGAAUUGGGAAUGAAAUGACUGUACACUGGAAUUCAUAAAGCUGGCUUCUGGCAUUGGUCAGCAUUGCUAACUGGGAGGGAGGGUAUCCUCUCAGGAGGGAUUCUGCCCCAGUGCUACUGAAGCUCAACCAGUUCCAGGUCCAAAGAGGCCUAAGCCACUUCCACUUUUUGAGGCCCCCAAUAUAAUAAAUGAAGAUAUGCCAGAACAUUUUUUAAAAGUGUGUUUUAAAUGUUUGCAUUAGUAAAUUAAAACAUGCACAAAAAGAUGUAUGUACCUUUAAUGGAAAAUAUGUUAAAAGUCUAAAGUUCAGGCCUUUUAUGGAGUAAGUCUUGGACAUUAAUGCCCAUGGGUCCCUUUACCAUGGUGGACUCUGGCCAGCCCUGAGACCUGGAGUCAGGCCAAGACAGUUAACCAGAAUGGGGAUUAGGACCGUCCCUAUAUUGAGGAUAGAUAACCUGACCUCUUACUCUACUCACUCUGUUCUCUUGACUGCUGCUAAUGGAAGCUGAUGGAGCUGUGGAGAAAGACUUGGUGGGAGGAGGCAAGAACAGAGAAAUGGCAGCCCUCACUGGCUUCUCUUCCAUCUGGAGAGGUCACUGGAGUGAACCAAUACACAAGUGUUUCUCACCAAUCUUAGCAUGUGUUGCAAAGCAUACUGAUUGCAUAUGGUUAAUGAUUCAAUAACACUCUUACUUCCAUAUCAGGAACUUGCUUCUCCCCAAAAGGUCAUUUAGUUACAUUUUUAAAUGUAACUAAAAAGAACAUAUGUAACUAAAAAGAACAGUCUUCUGCUAUUUGUUCUUUUUAGUUACAUAUGACAGCAGAAAUCUAUUUUGAUGUAUUUAUACAAACAUGGAAUGCAUCUUAUUUUAGUUAGGAUCCCAGUCUUGUGGAUGUAUGUGAUGCUGAGAUUCACUGUAGUGUAUUCAUAUAUGUACAUAAAAAAGUUAUGUCAGAUUCAUUCCACUGUCUUUCCUAUUUUUACCCCCCUCCCUCCCCUUCAUUCCCUUUGUCUAAUACAAUGAAUUCUUCCUCUCUCCCCCAAAAUCAAUAAAUGGGAUGGUAUUAAACUAAAA
Marmota monax (woodchuck) is the source of this 5356-nucleotide messenger RNA. RefSeq names its product integrin subunit alpha X (gene Itgax). The transcript is spliced from 31 exons. The coding region runs from base 236 to 3709 and encodes 1157 amino acids. Gene Ontology annotation, biological process: cell-matrix adhesion; cell adhesion mediated by integrin; integrin-mediated signaling pathway. Gene Ontology annotation, molecular function: integrin binding. Lineage: Eukaryota; Metazoa; Chordata; Mammalia; Rodentia; Sciuridae. Gene Ontology annotation, cellular component: integrin complex; external side of plasma membrane. The record is from RefSeq and is a predicted model, not a curated record.